UGCACUAGUUGGCCGGGGAGGCCGGAGCGGGCCAUGGAGGAGGGCCGGGGGUCGUCGCCCGCGGCCGAGUCGGCGCUGGAGAAGAACGUGGCGGAGCUGACCGUCAUGGACGUGUACGACAUCGCGUCGCUCGUGGGCCACGAGUUCGAGCGGGUCAUCGACCAGCACGGAUGCGAGGCCAUCGCGCGCCUCAUGCCCAAGGUCGUGAGGGUCCUGGAGAUCUUGGAGGUGCUGGUCAGCCGCCACCACGUCGCGCCCGAGAUGGACGAGCUGCGUCUGGAGCUGGACCGGUUGCGCCUGGAGAGGAUGGACCGCAUCGAGAAGGAGCGCAAGCACCAGAAGGAGCUGGAGCUUGUGGAGGACGUGUGGCGAGGGGAGGCGCAGGACCUCCUCUCCCAGAUAGCCCAGCUGCAGGCGGAGAACAAACAGCUCAUGACCAACCUCUCCCACAAGGACAGCAGCAUCUCCGAGGAGGAGUUCCAGAAGCAGGAAGGCAUGUCGGAGCGUGAGCGGCAGGUGAUGAAGAAGCUGAAGGAGGUGGUGGACAAGCAGCGCGAUGAGAUCCGAGCCAAAGACCGGGAGCUCGGCCUGAAGAGCGAGGACGUGGAAGCACUGCAGCAACAGCAGACCCGGCUGAUGAAGAUCAACCAUGAUCUUCGGCACCGAGUCACCGUGGUGGAGGCCCAGGGGAAGGCCCUGAUUGAACAGAAAGUGGAGCUGGAGGCAGACCUGCAGACCAAGGAGCAGGAGAUGGGCUGCCUGCGGACAGAGCUUGGGAAGCUUCGGGAGAGGCUUCACGGCGGUGCAGAGCUGUGCCAGAAUGGGGAGGAGGAACCCGAGCGCUUCUCCCUCCUCCAGAUGGAGCCGGGUGCAGAGGAGGCUGUCUCUGAAGCAGACAGGCUGGCCAUGGAGCUGAAGGACCCAAGCCGCCCCCGGUUCACGCUGCAGGAGCUGCGGGACGUGCUGCACGAACGUAAUGAGCUCAAGUCCAAGGUGUUCCUGCUGCAGGAGGAGCUGGCCUGCUACCAGAGUGAAGAGAUGGAAGAGGAAAGUCGGAUAUCCCAACCUCCCCCUGUCACGCACCAGAGGAUAGCCCCCCAGCCAGAGUCAGGGAUCAAGCGGCUUAAAGAUGGGCCUUUGAGUGACGGGUUUAGCUUCUUCUCCCGAGACAAAAAGCGUCUGGCCAACACGCAGAGGAGCACGCAUGUCCACGAGUCCUUUGGCCAGUGGGCAAACUCACACCGGGAGGACAGCUACACAGAGCAAGGACAGGAAGCCCUGCAGCACCUGUGACCUAGGACCUGAACUGUGCGUACGCCAGCACCUGCCCCAGGUGUGGAGGCCCUAUCCACCUCACCAUGGCUUCCCUGGGUACCAAGCCCUGGAACACUGCCUGCCUGGAGGCAGGGCCUUUCCAAAGGGGCGCCAAACUCUAGAGGCUGGUUUGUUUCUGCCCAGGGCUCCCACUGUUGUCCGUAGAUGAUUGCAACACCUGAGGUUAUCUAAGUAAUAAUCCUCUGAACGGAGGCUGGACUUCACAUUAGGACAACACAACCGUCUUUAAGCCAAAUCCAUCACCUGCCACUGGACUCGCUGUUUGAGAUGCUCUUGGUUUAGAUUCCUCUGUAUAGAGAUCAUUUUGAUUACGUGUGUUAAGUGGGAGGUGGGGAAUGUUAAGUGGGAGGUGGGGAAGUGCUAGCCUUUUACUAGGAGUGCCCAUGAAAUGUCCAUGGCAUUGGCGCAACAGGAGAGAAAAUGGACUGGCCACCGGCCCACCCCUGGUCCAGCUCAAACAACAACAGGUAAUCGGGACAGUGGCUCCCCUGCCUGAAACUGGAGGCCACAUUGUAAGAGCCCGUGAUUCUCCGCUGCACCUUGUUCCUGGUAGUGCAGAGAGCAUGUAGCUGUGCAAGGCGAGGGUGCCUGUGCCUUGGGGUCUGCUGUGAGGGACGCAGAACCAACUAAACAAAGUUGCUAAGGGUAACAUA
Echinops telfairi (small Madagascar hedgehog) is the source of this 1988-nucleotide messenger RNA. RefSeq names its product Rab interacting lysosomal protein like 1 (gene RILPL1). Gene Ontology annotation, biological process: cilium assembly. Bases 34 to 1293 code for a protein of 419 amino acids. Gene Ontology annotation, cellular component: ciliary basal body; cytoplasm. The record is from RefSeq and is a predicted model, not a curated record. NCBI's taxonomy places the organism in Eukaryota, Metazoa, Chordata, Mammalia, Afrosoricida, Tenrecidae. Gene Ontology annotation, molecular function: protein dimerization activity. The transcript is spliced from 8 exons.